Populus euphratica (Euphrates poplar) is the source of this 1316-nucleotide messenger RNA. RefSeq names its product N-terminal nucleophile aminohydrolases (Ntn hydrolases) superfamily protein. Gene Ontology annotation, cellular component: cytoplasm. Gene Ontology annotation, biological process: protein deglycosylation. The transcript has 7 exons. NCBI's taxonomy places the organism in Eukaryota, Viridiplantae, Streptophyta, Magnoliopsida, Malpighiales, Salicaceae. Gene Ontology annotation, molecular function: N4-(beta-N-acetylglucosaminyl)-L-asparaginase activity. The record is from RefSeq and is a predicted model, not a curated record. Bases 56 to 1132 code for a protein of 358 amino acids.
UAUCUGCAAGACCAGUUUAACAGACCAGAGCAGAACGGAACAGGGUCCCAGUUCCAUGGCCAACAGAAUCCUGCCCUUCAUCACUCUUCUCUUCUUCUCUACUUUGUUCUCCAUGGUAAUAGGAGAUGAUGGGGUUGCGAUCUCAAAGCAGUACCCAUUAGUAGUGAGCACCUGGCCCUUCAAAGAAGCUGUUAGAGCUGCUUGGAGGGCUGUUGAUGGUGGCCAUUCUGCUGUUGAUGCUGUUGUGGAGGGUUGUUCUGCUUGUGAGGAACUCAGGUGUGAUGGUACAGUGGGACCGGGGGGCAGUCCAGAUGAGAAUGGAGAAACUACUAUUGAUGCCUUGAUCAUGAAUGGGGUGACAAUGGAGGUUGGAGCUGUUGCUGCCAUGAGGUUUGUGAAAGAUGGAAUUAGAGCUGCAAAAUUAGUGAUGCAGCAUACAAAGCACACAUUGCUUGUCGGGGAGAAGGCCUCAGCCUUUGCCAUUUCAAUGGGUCUCCCAGGACCGAGUAACCUUAGUUCUUCUGAUUCCAUCAGCAAGUGGAGUAAAUGGAAAGAGAAUAACUGCCAGCCUAAUUUUUGGAAAGAUGUUGUUCCUUUAGAUAGUUGUGGCCCUUAUCAUGCAAAGGCUAGCAUGGAUGUUAAAGAGGGUGGGUGUUCCACACGCAACCUGAUGGGAAUUGCUGAACCAAGAUCAUCUCUUGUUGGUCCUCACAAUCAUGACACCAUAUCAAUGGCUGUUAUUGAUAAAAUGGGACAUGUAGCUGUUGGAACAUCAACUAAUGGAGCGACUUAUAAGAUCCCUGGAAGGGUAGGUGAUGGACCCAUUGCGGGAUCUUCAGCAUAUGCUGAUACUGAUGUUGGUGCUUGUGGUGCAACUGGGGAUGGUGACGUCAUGAUGCGCUUCCUUCCAUGUUAUCAAGUUGUUGAAAGUAUGAGAUUAGGCAUGGAACCUAUGCUUGCUGCAAAGGAUGCAAUAUCAAGAAUUGCAAGAAAAUUUCCAGAUUUUGUGGGAGCUGUUGUUGCUGUCAAUAAAAAUGGUGUGCAUGCUGGUGCUUGCCAUGGAUGGACAUUCGAGUACUCCGUCAGAAGUCCAGUAACUGUUGAUGUGAAGGUUUUUACUGUACUUCCGUGAAGUAGCAACUUCCUCACUUAGCAAGUGGCCCGUUUCAACCUUUAAAAUGACAUUUUUACAUUUCACACGUGUAAUUGUAAGCUCCAAUUGUUUGGAGGUCCCACUGGAACGAGAGCGUUCUUGAGCUAGACAAAGAUUAUUGUUGUUUUCUAAUUGAUAAUUGAUAUGCAUCGUGAUUCUAACA